Messenger RNA from Elaeis guineensis (African oil palm), 522 nucleotides. RefSeq lists its product as uncharacterized. Lineage: Eukaryota; Viridiplantae; Streptophyta; Magnoliopsida; Arecales; Arecaceae. The record is from RefSeq and is a predicted model, not a curated record.
CCCUCCUUCCUCCUUUCCAAUCAAACUCGCCAAAACAAUCUACUUUCCUCCAUUCAUAUCUUCCUAAAAUUCAAAGUAUUCAGAAAGAGAGAGAAGACAUGAGCUGUGCAAGGAAGGCUUCUUUGAUCGUGGCAGCGAGCAUGGGGGCAGUGGAAGCGCUCAAAGACCAAGCAGGGCUGUGCCGUUGGAACUAUGCCAUCAGAUCUCUCAACCAGCAAGCCAAGAACAGCGUCGGUUCCUUCUCUCAGGCCAGGAGGAUGUCUUCUUCUUCUUCUAACACUGAUGAGAAGGCCAAGCGAUCGGAGGAGGCGCUGAGAAAAGUCAUGUACUUGAGCUGUUGGGGUCCUAAUUAGGACUUUAGAAGCGGGGGAUAUCCAAAAAUAUAACAAAUCUGUGUUUGGGUGUCUCUGCAUCACAUUAUGUGAGAACUUUGUAAAUAUGAGUCUUGAGAUAUACUAUAAUUUUUGGCAACGGCCUUCUGUAUUUUUGUUUCCUCCAUAAUUGCACUCUGAGGUUUUUUUU